UUUUUUUUUUGUUUUCUUUUUCCCCAUACCCUUAAUAUUAUUCAACUUAUAUUUAUCUAAUAAUAAAAUGUCUACAACUGCUACCACUACUCAGGUGAAACAGCAGAAUGGAAAAUAUCCUCCUUAUGCUUAUACAAAAACAGAGGAUCGUCAACUUCCAAUGCCUAAUCCUGUUAUGCCUCCUUUGUUUGAUGAACCUACUACACUUCAAAAUUUCUCUAGUCAUGUCAAUUGGUUCCAAUCUAUUCUUUUGAUUUCAACUCCUAUCUUGGCUAUCUAUUUUGCUUUCAAGACUGAAUUACAAACCAAGACAUUAUAUUGGACUAUUAUUUAUUAUUUUAUUACUGCCUUAGGUAUCACAGCUGGUUAUCAUCGUUAUUGGUCCCAUAGAUCUUAUGAUUGCACCAAAUUGAUGCAAGUCUUAUUAUGUUUAGCUGGUUCAGGUGCCUUUGAAGGCUCUAUUCAAUGGUGGUCUCGAGGUCAUCGUGCUCAUCAUCGUUGGACUGAUUCUGAUAAAGAUCCUUAUGCUGCUCCUCGAGGCUUCUUUUAUUCUCAUAUUGGUUGGAUGUUAAUUAACAGACCCAAGAACAGAAUCGGUUAUGCUGAUACCGCUGAUCUUAGAGCUGAUCCUAUCGUUCAAUUCCAACAUAAGAAUUAUAUUUUUUUCGCUUCCUUUAUGGCCUUCAUUUUCCCUUCUUUAGUAGCUGGUUUUGGUUGGGGGGAUUUCAAGGGUGGUCUCAUCUUUUCUGGUCUCUGCCGUCUUGUCUUUGUUCAUCAUGCUACCUUUUGUGUUAAUAGUCUUGCUCAUUAUAUUGGUGAUACUCCCUUUGAUGAUUAUCAUACUCCUAAAGAUUCUUGGAUUACAGCUCUCGUUACCUGUGGUGAAGGCUAUCAUAACUUUCAUCAUGAAUUCCCUCAAGAUUAUCGUAAUGCUAUCCUCUGGCAUCAAUAUGAUCCUACAAAAUGGCUUAUCAAGGCUUUAAGUUUCAUUGGUUUGACUUAUAACUUGAAAACUUUCUCUGCUAAUGAAAUUAAAAAGGGUCAAGUACAAAUGAUGGAGAAGAAGAUUGAUUCGAUAAAGGAAACAUUAUGCUUUGGUAAACCUGUGAAUGAGUUACCUGUUUAUACAUUAGAGGAGUUCUAUGAAUGGGUCAACAUAAAAGAUAAAAAAUGGAUUAUGUUAGAUGGUAUCAUUUAUGACGUUGAAAACUUUGAUCAUCCUGGCGGCGCUAAAUAUCUCAAUGCUGGUAUUGGUAAAGAUAUGACCAAAUCUUUUAAUGGAGGUAUCUAUAACCAUUCAAAUGGUGCUCGUAACUUGCUUUCAAGUAUGCGUAUUGGUGUACUCAAGGAUAGUGUUGCUUUUAUAAAUCAAUAUUCAAGUGCUAAUAUCAUGAAUGAAAAAGCUGCUGAAUAUGAUGACUCCUUAGAACCAGGAAAGAGAAAAGCUCAGUAGAAUAUAUAUAAAGAAGGAGAGAUUAGCCUUUUUUUUCCUUUUCUUUUUCCUUCCUUUUUUAUUUAUUCUUUUAUAUUUUUUAUUUAUCCAGAAUGUAAUGAUGUUUCUCCUCUUCCUUUACUUUAUACUUUAGUCAAUAUAUUUUCUAUAUACAUACUUUAUCACACUUCGUUCGUUCGUUCUUAAGAACAUUUUGUAUCAUACCCUCUCCUUUAUUUUAUUUUAUUUUUAAUAAAUAAAUCUUGAACAGUACAAUUAAAA
Messenger RNA from Cokeromyces recurvatus, 1714 nucleotides. RefSeq lists its product as uncharacterized. The record is from RefSeq and is a predicted model, not a curated record. Bases 68 to 1453 code for a protein of 461 amino acids. Gene Ontology annotation, cellular component: endoplasmic reticulum membrane. NCBI's taxonomy places the organism in Eukaryota, Fungi, Mucoromycota, Mucoromycetes, Mucorales, Mucoraceae. Gene Ontology annotation, molecular function: iron ion binding; stearoyl-CoA 9-desaturase activity. The transcript has a single exon. Gene Ontology annotation, biological process: unsaturated fatty acid biosynthetic process.